Tricharina praecox is the source of this 1447-nucleotide messenger RNA. Its product is annotated as S-adenosyl-L-methionine-dependent methyltransferase. NCBI's taxonomy places the organism in Eukaryota, Fungi, Ascomycota, Pezizomycetes, Pezizales, Pyronemataceae. The coding region runs from base 121 to 1062 and encodes 313 amino acids. The transcript has a single exon. Gene Ontology annotation, biological process: protein methylation. Gene Ontology annotation, cellular component: mitochondrion. Gene Ontology annotation, molecular function: protein methyltransferase activity; nucleic acid binding. The record is from RefSeq and is a predicted model, not a curated record.
CGGCCCUAGAGCCCCACCACGAUGCCGCGCCCUCCUCCUCCGCGCCCAUAGCAUAUCUAGACCGGCUCCCCCCUCCAUCACUCCUACGUGACCCGAGCUCCCGCCCGAGCCCCCGCCACAAUGCCGCGCCUAUCUCCCCAUCUCCUCAUCCGUGCCCGCCGCAUAGACCCGCUCCUCGCAUCCCUCCUGCGCGUAACGAGAACACUCGAUAGUGCCACCACCGAGCUGCGCUGGCUCAGGGCGCACGCCGCGACGACCGCAACUGCGACGGACAGCGCAGCGGCCACACUCCGCAGCUACGUCUACCGGCGCUCCAUACUCGCCGAGCCACUACAAUACAUUCUCGGCGACCAGCCGUUCGGGCCUACUUCGAUGCUGUGUCGGCGCGGGGUCCUCAUCCCGCGGGCCGAGACCGAAGAGUCCGCGUCUCACCUUGCCGGGCUAUUACCACGCGGCUCGAAGGUGGUGGAUCUGUGCACAGGCAGUGGAUGUAUCUCGCUUCUCCUCGCGGCGGAAACGGACGUGUCAGUAGUCGGCGUGGACUUCUCGCACCAUGCACUGCGAUUGUCGAUGGAGAAUCUGCAGCACAAUGCCGACGUCAUACGGCCGGCGUCGCAGGUGAAGUUCAUGGAGGGAGAUGUCUUAGCACAGGACGAGGACGAGUUGCUGUAUUCCAUCCAUGCGUGCUUCGACGAAAUGGUGCCCGAGUAUACCAACGUCGAUGUGGUUGUGUCUAAUCCGCCGUAUAUCUCGGCUGACGGGUAUGCACGUGAGACGGCAAGGAGCGUGAGAAAUUGGGAGCCAAGAGUUGCCCUGGAGGCCGCUGAUCACGGUGAUGUGUUUUAUCCCCGGAUCGGGGAAAUCGCGUGGAAUUUGGGUGCCCGCGCGGUUGUGGCAGAGGUUGGCGGCUGGUCUCAGGCUGAGAGGGUGAGGGCUAUCUGGGAGGAGAUGGGAUGGGAGGGGAGCGCGAUAUGGAAAGACUUCGCUGGGAGGGGGAGGACAGUGGUGGCAUGGCGCGAGGGCGGUGAGUGGAUCGCGGAGGGGCCGAACCCCCCCACGUGAUGCGUGAACGAGAGUUGCGCAAUUGAAGAGUGCUAGAAAUCCGUUCAUUGAUCAUUCCCUCGCAAUCCGCAGCGACGACAGUAAAUCAUAUCUAUACGCAAAAGCCAAAGUACCGAGGCCGAGCCGUUUUGUACCCAAACCGCAACACACAACGCCCUACACCAGCAGCGUCUCCUCCCUCGCCUCGGCUUUCGGCUGCUCCACCACCACCACCGCCGUAGUCUCCGCGCCUCGCACUCGCGCUACCGCCAGCUCCUCCGCAUGCUCGCCGUCAUCAUCGCGAUAAACCCCGAAUCCCUCCUCUAAAUCCCUGCCCAAGCGCGCACUAUCGCUCCACUCCCUCGGAUCCUCGUCAAAGUCGUCGCUCGGCAGUCUAACAUGCCCC